ACCCCAAGUCUUGGAACUUUCUAGUCUGUCAAUGAUGCCGCAGCUCCGACUGCGGGCUCGGAGGACAGAUUCAGCGCCGAGCAGGAUUCGUCAUUCUCGUCCAUAUCGUCGUAUGAAUCGUGGUAUAUGAGGUCUCGUCGGCCGGGCUGUGUGGGCUGUAAUGAGGGACAGUAGCAGAGGCAUUGCAUCAGACUCACAGACUGGCGAUCGAGCUAGAAUCCAACCGAAAAUCAGCGAGAAGGACGACCAACAAUGACCACGAGUUCGCCCAUCCGAGUUGCUGUGUUGUAUCAGGCCAUUGACCCACCCGUGGUCAAUGGCGUCAAGAAGCCCAUGAAGCCAGGAGGGUACAAGGACUCAUCAGCAGACAUCGCUUACUGCCUGAGCACCAGCAAGCCCUCAGCCUCCUCUGCUUCACAGGAUAUCGCUGCCAUAAGUGUAGUCACCCCUGUUGCUCAUCCCGACGUGCACGAGAACGACGACUACGCAUGGUGUUUUCCCGACACCGAGGCCGGGAUCCUUGACGCCAUCGCCAAGGGUGCCACUCACCUCUGGGCCAACACUAUCCUCUUCGCCUCACACCCCUUGCAGACAUCCGUUAGAAUCGAUGCGUUUGCGGCAGACGUAAAGGUCAUUGGCCAGCCCCCGCUGCAGGUAGAGAUGUUUGAUGACAAGGAGGUUGUCAACGAUAUGCUACGUCAGCAAGGGUGCUUUACAAUGCCAAAGGGGUGGACGCUUUGCGAUCCGAACACCUCUGCCUCCGCAAGCAGCAGUAGCAGCAGCAGCGUGCCCAGCGUCGGCACUGCAAGCACCAACAUAGAUGACGCUACUCUGCGACAGUAUAUCGCCAGUUUGUCCCUGCCUUACCCGGUCGUCGGCAAGCCUAUCCGUGGCCGCGGCAGCCACGGCGUCCGCGUGUGCCAUUCUCUCGACGAGAUGGUCACCCAUGCCGCCGCCUUGUUCGCCGAGUCGCCGCGCAUCAUGGUUGAGGAGUUCCUCGAAGGAGAGGAGGGGACCGUGACCGUUGUGCCGCUCCCAAAAUCUUCCGACACUGCUGCAACUGCCACCACUGAGUUGCCGGCAGAAGCGAGAGAAGGAAAACAGUACUCGGCCCUCCCGGUGGUCCAGCGGAACAAUCACCACGCCGGCAUAGCGCCAUACAACGGCACCGUUGCGGUGUCCACCAACUCCCGCGCGAUCACGGCGGCCGAGGCAGCGCAGGACCCGGCCUAUGCGCUUGUCCAAAGGGAAUGUGAGCGGGCGGCCGAGCUGCUGCAACCGACUGGUGUCAUUCGGAUCGAUGUGCGGCGCCGACACCGUCAACCCGAGAUACAAUCACACAGUGUCAACGGUGACCGUGGUAUCCAUGGUGCAGGACCAGACGACGGCGAUAUUGGUGACCCUGUGCAAGAGAGAUUCUACCUUUUCGACCUCAACGUCAAGCCCAACCUCACAGGACCCGGCCGCCCCGGCCGCGACGACCAGGCCUGCCUGUCCCUCCUCGCCGCACAGGAACUCGGCUGGGACUAUGGGCGGCUACUACGCGAGAUGCUCGCGACGGCGGUGCCGCUCGACGAGCUGCGCCGGCGCAAGCCCGCAGACUUGUCAGGCGCUAACACUGCGUCAGCAUCAUAAGCGGCGCUUGUUUUGUGCCGUCUCCACCAUCCAAAAGAAAGCAAGAGAAAAAUCAUUGGCGUGGCCAGCUGCGAUUUGGGUUGCGAAACUAAUUAGCGCCGUAAUGCGACAUUUCCUGUGCUGGGUCUAGUCGUACGGCCCACGUUCUAGAUGCAAGCGACGACCCACUGAGCGAAAAGGAGGGUAAUCAAAUGUCAGGGACGCAUGCCAUAGGCAUAUAGAUACGUGACCGGUACAGGACAGUGUCACAUUACUGACACGACACCCUUCGGCUUACUCGCAAAGC
This is a messenger RNA of Microdochium trichocladiopsis, 1921 nucleotides long. RefSeq lists its product as uncharacterized. Gene Ontology annotation, molecular function: D-alanine-D-alanine ligase activity; metal ion binding; ATP binding. Bases 253 to 1635 code for a protein of 460 amino acids. The transcript is spliced from 3 exons. Gene Ontology annotation, biological process: peptidoglycan biosynthetic process. Lineage: Eukaryota; Fungi; Ascomycota; Sordariomycetes; Xylariales; Microdochiaceae. The record is from RefSeq and is a predicted model, not a curated record.